AUGCUUGGUGCUGUAGCUUUUAAACCAUUAUCUAAACGGUUUCGAGUACAAUCAUUUAUGUUUAUGAAACCACCAGAAGAAUAUGUCGAGCCAAGUGAGAAUGUUGUUUUAUUACCUCAAACACCAUCGUAUGAUCUUAAACUGAAACAACCUCAAACGACAUCAGAAUAUUCUGGUGGAAUCGAUAAUAAAAGCACAUCAAUCAAUACAGGCAAUGAUUAA
Messenger RNA from Adineta steineri, 222 nucleotides. NCBI's taxonomy places the organism in Eukaryota, Metazoa, Rotifera, Eurotatoria, Adinetida, Adinetidae. The record is from the annotation of a GenBank genome assembly.